Penicillium odoratum is the source of this 1380-nucleotide messenger RNA. RefSeq lists its product as uncharacterized. The transcript has 5 exons. Gene Ontology annotation, molecular function: transmembrane transporter activity. The record is from RefSeq and is a predicted model, not a curated record. Bases 1 to 1380 code for a protein of 459 amino acids. Gene Ontology annotation, biological process: transmembrane transport. Lineage: Eukaryota; Fungi; Ascomycota; Eurotiomycetes; Eurotiales; Aspergillaceae.
AUGGGUGUCUCAAUCAAAAAGCGAUCAUGGGGCCAUGGAUGGAGAUCUUCAAAAAAGUUCAUCCUUGUGGCAGUAGCAACAACUAUACUAACAGACAUGUUCUUACAUAAUUUCCUGGUUUCCAUUCUUCCUUCUAUGCUGGAAGACCGUGUCCGUCUCGACCCGCAGCUUCAGCAGAACGCCACUCUUGCUCUGCUAGCUGAGGGUGCGCUGGUAUCAUUCCUAGUCAGCCCAUUUGUCCACCACCAUGCCCACCGUCUUCAAAAUGAUAAUUGGCUCCUGGGUGGCCUUGUCAGCGAGUUACUAGGUUCUGUCAUUAUUGCCUAUGCUGAUUCAUUACCCCUCCUCUUCGCCGGUCGGUUUGUGCAGGCCGUCGCAAAUACGAGUGUCGGCAUUCUUGGGAUAUCAAGCCUCUCGCGAAAGGUACCGUCAGACCAGCUACACAAGGUAUAUGGUAUUGUCAAUCUUUCCCUUGCGGUGGGUACAACAUGUGGACCUCUGAUUGCGGGGACUUUACUUCAGCUGGCUGGGUAUUGGAGAGCUUGGUGCUGCGCAUUCAUUGCCAGUUUAUUUGGCAUUGGAGUACAAUGUCUGAUGGUAGACACGCCACUUCAUGUAGAUGGUCAGCUGAUGCCAACGGACGAAUGUGCCGAGGCUGCAGAUGAAGAAAGCCCGCUUUUAACAACGCCCCUGACAGAGGGUUCUGCCAAGUCGCAAGGACUUCUUUUACCAAGGAAGAGCGAUAUUGACUUGUACAUUUGUCUUUUCACGAAUGGCCGAUAUAUCGGAGGUACCGUCAGUAGUCUUUGCAACGCGGUUGUGUCAUCGAGCACCAGCACCACGCUGCCGCUGCAUGUCCGUCGCGUAUUGAACUGCGGAAGCCUGUCAACUGGGCUUUUGUUCGCGGCACUUCACGGCCCAAAUGUGGUUCUCGGAGUUCCGGUCGCGUGGUUGAAGAAACGAAUAGGAACCCGACACCCGACAUCCAUUGGGUUCGCUGCUCUGGCCAUCAUGCUAUGGUUGAUGGGUAUUCAGAACCGAGACCUGUUCAUGUAUGUAGCAAGUGUGAUGGGUGCUGGAAUCGCCAUGUCUUUGUUGAAUGGAGUUGGCAUGAUGGAAGCCACCCAUGCUGUCUAUGAACUCCAAGAAGAACACCCGGAAACAUUCGGCUCUGGUAUAGGAUAUACCAGAGCGGUAUUUGUCACCCACAUGAGCUGCGUUCUGGGCGCCUUUCUCGGGCCGAUUGUGUCCGGACUAAGCGAGCGAACCGGGUACUACGCGAUGAAUUGCGUGUUGGCGGGGAUGUGCGCGCUGUGUUCCCUUUUCGCGUUCUGGAACCUGAAAUCUACACUGCGUCGGCCCGUUCUCGUCAAAAAAUAA